UGCAUUGAAUUCAGUCAUCCUUUCUCUCUGCUUUCUAUUACAAAAUGCGUAAAAAGCCAAGACAUGUUUCACUUUUUUUCCCGAUGUUCUUUUUCUAUGAUAUGAUGGUUUGUCUGAUGGUUUGUCUGAUUUGUAUGAUUGUAUUUAUGUGUGUGUGAUGUGCUCUGCAGCAAAGGACCAAGUGAUCUUCCUGACCAAGGAGGAGGAGGCCGCGCAGCCAAAGGAGGCCAUCCAGCCCGACAACGGCGAUUUCCGGCAGGCCGUCGGACCCAACGGCGAGAUUGACUGGGACUGCCCGUGCAUCAAGCCCAUGACAGAGGGACCUUGCGGUCUUGAAUUCAAGGACGCUUUCUCGUGCUUUGUCAAGAGCAAGGAGGAAAUUAAGGGCUCGGAUUGCAUCGAAGCUUUCCGCUUGAUGCAAACGUGCAUGGCUUCGCACCCAGAAGAGUACGGUGGCAACAAGGAUGCCGACGCCGAGGACGAGGCGGAUAUUAACGCUGCCGUGCUGGCCUCGCAAGAAGCCGAGCUUGACGCCAAUCCCGCAGACCUCCCCGUCGAAGAGCCCGCAGCAUCUCAACCACAGGCAAUUGUCGCCUCGUCCAUUGAUGAAUCGUCCUCAUCCUCAUCAUCCGGAUGGUGGUUUUGGUGAAUGAUUGUUGACGCGGAUUGUAUGUUUUGAUUGUGUAUCCAUUUGGGAAUUACAGUACGUUUGCUUCCCCC
Capsaspora owczarzaki ATCC 30864 is the source of this 720-nucleotide messenger RNA. RefSeq lists its product as hypothetical. The record is from RefSeq and is a predicted model, not a curated record. Gene Ontology annotation, cellular component: mitochondrial intermembrane space. Gene Ontology annotation, biological process: protein import into mitochondrial intermembrane space. NCBI's taxonomy places the organism in Eukaryota, Filasterea, Ministeriida, Capsasporidae. The transcript is spliced from 2 exons. Gene Ontology annotation, molecular function: protein-disulfide reductase activity. Bases 158 to 649 code for a protein of 163 amino acids.